This is a messenger RNA of Penicillium griseofulvum, 312 nucleotides long. RefSeq names its product putative NADH-ubiquinone oxidoreductase 12 kda subunit. Bases 1 to 312 code for a protein of 103 amino acids. Lineage: Eukaryota; Fungi; Ascomycota; Eurotiomycetes; Eurotiales; Aspergillaceae. The transcript has 2 exons. The record is from RefSeq and is a predicted model, not a curated record.
AUGCCAACCGCCGAGUCCGCCGCCUUCCUCGCCAAAAAGCCCACCGUCGCCCCGACCUACGAGGGUGUCGACUUCGAGGACAACGUCGCAGUCCACAAUGCCCGUGAUGCCAUUAUCCGCGAGCAGUGGGUGCGCAGCAUGAUGGCGCGUCUGGUCGGAGAGGAAUUGGGCAAGUGCUAUGCGCGCGAGGGCGUGAACCACCUUGAGAAGUGUGGUGUUUUCCGAGAGAAGUACUUCGAGCUCCUUAAGGAGAGCAAGAUUAAGGGUUACCUCGGCCAGGAGAAGAACCGUUUCGGCGGCGAGUCGGCAUAG